AUGAUGGUGCCUGGGCUGCAGAACUUGGGCAACACGUGCUUUUUCAACGCUAUUUUACAGGCAUUGGCGUCACUAACAAGUGUACACGAGUUCUUAAGAGAGAUUGAAAACUGUGCAUGCGUUACCAGGCGUGCAAUUGCGUUCACUGGAGCGUUGCGUGACUGUCUGGAGGCACUUGCGCCCUGUGACUCGCCAUGUGUGGUUGUACCUCGCGCGCUUAAUGCGGAGUUAACUAAUCAGUUGCGUGCAUUUCGUGGCAAUAGACAGCAGGAUGCUCAAGAACUUCUUCAGUUUCUCUUUAAGUUGGUUGAAAGAGAACAGCGACACUGCUCCUUGCAGGAACGCGGUCUCUUGGAUCUAUUGGUGAAUGACGUACCCGCUUCUAGGUCCAUCACUGACCUGACGAUGACUGAUCUAUCUACAUUUAGAUCUAAAAGUGAUCUAUUGGUAGAUGACGUACCCGUAUUCAGGUCCAUCAGUGACCUGCGGCUUUCUCAAGCUGUGGACAAGCGCAGCUGGAAUCCGUUUCAGGGAUUGCAAGUAAAUUUGCUGCAGUGUGCAACAUGCCAUCAUUAUCGACCGCUUAAUAACCAGCCGUUUCUAGACGUUUCGUUGUCCCUUGUAGCUUCCGGCGACAAAAAAAUUGCGCAUCUUACUGAUGCGCUGCGGUUAUAUACAGAGGCUGAAGUAAUAAAUGAUGUGGAGUGCAACUAUUGCAGCGUCAUGAUGGAACUGCAGAACACGAAGCAAGAGUAUCAGAUGGUUGAGCAACAAGUGAAGCUGGAAAUUGAUGCAAGUGAUGUGGAUUUGGAAAUUUUGCAGCAUGUACGAAAAGAUUGGAUUCACACACUUGAGCAAUUGGCCAAUGCGUCGACAAAUUUUGAUAUAGAACAGCUCGAUCGCCCGAUCCUUCGCAGUCGAGGCGAUUGCUUGAAGCGAUUGCAGUUUUCGCGCAGUCCGGACGUCUUUUGUUUUCAUUUUAAUCGAAAGGUUUACAUGAGAACUGACGGGGCGGUGAAGCUAGAGACGUAUGUUGAAUUUCCAUUGGAGCUCGAUAUGGAAGACUUUUGCCAGUACGAGACAAGUGUUGGCGUCAGUGAUACUAGCGAAUUGAAGAAUGGACGAUCUUUCUUGCGACAGCAGUCCCAGACAUUAAUACCGUCCUGCGGUGACACUUCAAAACAGCAAAAUUUAAUUUACAAUCUAAGUGCUGUAAUUCUUCAUCAUGGUAACGAGCGCUGUGGUCACUUUACAGCAUAUCGUCGCGCCAGUGCUUCACAGUGGUUCUUUGUAUCGGAUGAGACUGUACGCGAGGCACCGAUUGCUGAGGUUCUAAGCAGUUGUGCGUACAUGCUAUUUUAUGAACGAAAAUACCGGAUGAAGUGUACAGUCCGAAGCUCAGAGACUGAAGAGACGACAGACGAUGAUGACAGUUUACCAGACGUUCCGUUUGACACUAUGCUAUCAAAUCAUUUAAAAAAUUAA
Molecule: messenger RNA, 1485 nt
Organism: Plasmopara halstedii
Lineage: Eukaryota; Oomycota; Peronosporomycetes; Peronosporales; Peronosporaceae
Product: ubiquitinspecific protease
Exons: 1
Coding region: 1-1485 (494 amino acids)
Biological process (GO): protein deubiquitination
Cellular component (GO): cytosol; nucleus
Molecular function (GO): cysteine-type deubiquitinase activity; cysteine-type endopeptidase activity
Source: RefSeq, a predicted model, not a curated record